AUGGCUGAAAUUAACCUUGCUACUAAGAAACCGACGCUCGAAGUAACUGGUAAUGUCGUUUGUGGGAAAGCUGAAGAAGAGUUUCGCAAUUACAAGGAUUCGGAUCGACACGCUCUUGUCGCUCGCCACUAUGGCCUCAUGCGUAUGAAUCAAACCGUGGCUUUUCAGGAAAAGAUGCAAGCCAAGUAUGGCUCCUUUUCCAACGCUAAGAUGACUGUGUGGGAGGCUUUUGAAGCACUGAAGGGAUACGUCGACUCGUCUGACCCGGAUUCGUCAUUGCCCAAUCUUGAGCACAUGCUUCAGACUGCUGAAGGAAUUCGUGCUGCUGGGCAUCCUGAUUGGUUCCAGCUUGUUGGUCUGCUGCAUGACAUGGGCAAGAUUCAGUACCUUUGGGGCCACUGUGAAGAUGGGCAAGAGGGUACUGCGGACGGAGAUCAAUGGGCACUAGGUGGUGACACGUGGGUUGUCGGCUGUAAGAUUCCCGACACGGUUGUCUUUCCUGAGUACAACUCUUCUAACCCAGACAUGGCCGACGCGCGCUACAAUACUGAGUAUGGUAUGUAUGAGGCUCAUUGUGGCUUUAAGAACCUCAAGUUUGCUUGGGGCCACGAUGAAUACCUCUACCAGAUGCUCAAGUUUAACAAGACUACCAUUCCAGAAGAAGGUCUUGCUAUGAUUCGCUACCAUUCUUGCUACCCGUGGCACAAUAAGAACGAGUACAAGCACUUUAUGAAUGAGGAAGAUGAGGAGUUGCUAGAUUGGGUGCUUGAAUUUAACAAGUUCGACCUAUACACUAAGGCAGAUGUGCGUCCGAACGUCGAGAAGCUAUGGCCAUACUAUCAAGCGAUUAUUGAUAAGUAUCUUCCGGGUAAGCUGUCAUGGUGA
Plasmopara halstedii is the source of this 885-nucleotide messenger RNA. Its product is annotated as inositol oxygenase. Gene Ontology annotation, molecular function: iron ion binding; inositol oxygenase activity. Gene Ontology annotation, biological process: inositol catabolic process. Gene Ontology annotation, cellular component: cytoplasm. The coding region runs from base 1 to 885 and encodes 294 amino acids. The record is from RefSeq and is a predicted model, not a curated record. The transcript has a single exon. Lineage: Eukaryota; Oomycota; Peronosporomycetes; Peronosporales; Peronosporaceae.